CAAAGCGGUCCCGAAGCGCGGGUCGAGUAGCUUUACCAGUUUACGACCUCGGGUCUGGCUUUAUAAUCCUUUCAGCUACAGAGUUUGUGCAACACUGCUAGGCCAAAAAGAGCCACCCCGUCUGUUCGUUGCCUUCUAGACGAAAAAUGCUCUCACACCAAGUCCAACCGUCGCUCCAUAGGCCUAGCAAACGGCAACAUAUGACCCGAAGACGAACGCUAUGCAUAAGAGCGCUUGGUAGCGCUGGUAACGCUUCUGGGAACCACGCACAUGCCGUCAUUUCGACACAUCAGCCUUGCCCAGGCUCGCCUGCUCACCCCGCGUCGCUCCGACGGGAGGUUCUGCUGAACAUCGCAGCCCUGGGAGCUUUGCUUGCAGCACCCCGGCCAUCUGAAGCCUUAGCAGCGGAAGCAACAGAAACCGCAGCAGCCGCUGUGGAAGCAGGGUCCGCCAGCAGCGUUGCAGCAACAGCGGUGGCGGAGGUCGCUAGCUUGGCCGACCCGCAGCCCUCCACCAGCGGCCGAGAGCAGGUGGACACCACCAUCACUCAUGCGGUCUCCCUCACCAUCGGCAUCGCCCCCCGCGCCCUCAAGCGCGCCGAGGAGCGAACCAUCGGGGACAAGUCCGUCAUACCGGAGGCGGAGCCGUUGGGCAGGGUGGUCAUAGGCCUGUACGGCAACGCGGUCCCCCGCACCGUGUCCAAUUUCCUAGCGCUGGUGGGCGGGGGGGCGCUGGUUGGCAGCACGUUCAGCCGG
This is a messenger RNA of Astrephomene gubernaculifera, 755 nucleotides long. The record is from the annotation of a GenBank genome assembly. Lineage: Eukaryota; Viridiplantae; Chlorophyta; Chlorophyceae; Chlamydomonadales; Astrephomenaceae.